Molecule: messenger RNA, 678 nt
Organism: Mycena indigotica
Lineage: Eukaryota; Fungi; Basidiomycota; Agaricomycetes; Agaricales; Mycenaceae
Exons: 2
Coding region: 211-678 (155 amino acids)
Source: RefSeq, a predicted model, not a curated record
GGUUCGCCGCGUAGCCUCGCUGACUAUCCUCCGUUUGUUGUACGAAAACCUUCUUUCAAGACGAGAAACCGUCUUGCAGAAUUUGUAUCGGUUACUCUCCACCAACCACCACUGGGGCAUGUUCUACCAACCAAAUUUCCUGGGCGUCCCGAAGUCCUGUGCCAUCGAUUGUUCACACAACCACUCCACGAUACUCUGCGACUCACCCGAAUGCAGGUGUCUGCAGACAACCAGCUGAUGUCAGCGGCAGAGUUAGAUAGCACAACGGAAAACUGGAAAAUGGGAGACUCGACAUACUUGCCGUUCAUUACAGCAGACAAGAGCACGAAGACCCGGUCAGGUUACCAUGUCCCACUCGGAGGGAAUAUUACUGGAUUUAAUGCAUUGGUUCACUCUGCUGAUCCCAGUCGGCUGGUUGAUCCCAGUCGGCUGGUUGGUCUCCGGAUGACGCUUGCCUCUCAGUUAACAAUGGAAGAAUCCGAUCUUGAACGACUACUGGCGCAUCAACGUCCAGACGAACAAGACCCUUGGAUGAUCUUUGUAAUUCCUCAGGGUCGCACAUUGUCGGUUUCGUACGCAGAUAAACCGCCUUUCGACAAGUUCAAGUACUUCAUCCUUCCGCUCAAGGUUGGUGAAAUCGAGUGGAUGGGGGAUGAUAACUGGUCAACAAGUGAAUGA